UUGUUAUCUGUAUUCGUGUCAUUCCGCGUUUUGUAUAAAUAUACGUUCUGUGUCAUAUACGUCGACUCGGCGCAGGAGUUUGUUUGUCUUCAUGUUUAACGAAUAACAAGGGCACAGUACAAUUUCUGCGGAUCAAAGUCUAAAUAAAGAUAAUUUUAAAAAUUUAUAAAAUUCAGCGCCGGUCCCUUGAAGGAGCAAACUCGCAAUGAAUCCCAUAACUCAAGUUAUACGUGCCACCCGGCCGAUUUACAGGAAGCUGUCGACUACAGCGCCGGUCGCAGCCGCCAAACCUUUGCCGACCACUGGAAUGUGCUUUGAGCUAAGCGAAGAGCAGAAAGCCUUACAAGAUUUGGCUCGCAAAUUCACCAGAGAAGAAAUCGUUCCGGUAGCCGCCCAAUACGACAAGACCGGGGAAUACCCAUGGCCCAUCGUCAAGAAGGCGUGGGAAGUCGGUCUAAUGAACGGACACAUCCCCGAACACUGCGGGGGCGUUGGAAACUUUGGGGUUCUGGAUGAGUGUAUCGUAGGCGAGGAAAUGGCAUUCGGAUGCACAGGAAUUACCACUGCAGUUGGAGGAACUAAUUUAGGACAAAUGCCCGUUAUCAUCGCCGGUAACAAGGAACAACAGAAGAAGUACCUUGGAAGACUCAUCGAUGAACCCAUCGUAGCUGCAUAUUGUGUCACCGAACCGGGCGCAGGAUCUGAUGUGGCCGGUGUCAAAACCAGGGCCGAGAAGAAAGGAGACGAGUGGAUCAUCAACGGACAGAAAAUGUGGAUCACAAACGGAGGGGUAGCCAACUGGUAUUUCGUGCUGGCACGAACCAACCCCGACCCCAAGUGCCCUGCUAGCAAGGCGUUCACCGGAUUCAUCGUCGAGAGGGAUUGGCCCGGAGUUACCCCCGGACGCAAGGAGCAAAACAUGGGUCAGCGUGCUUCAGACACCCGCGGCAUCACGUUUGAAGACGUUCGCGUACCCAAGGAAAACGUUCUCAUCGAAGAAGGCGCUGGCUUCAAGAUUGCUAUGGGCGCCUUUGACAAGACUCGCCCACCGGUAGCAGCUGGUGCGACUGGUCUGGCCCAGCGAGCUUUGACUGAGGCCACGAAGUAUGCCUUGGAGCGCAAGACAUUCGGCGUGCCCAUUGCCCGACACCAGGCCGUCGCCUUCAUGUUGGCUGACAUGGCCAUCGGUGUGGAGACUGCCCGCCUCGCCUGGAUGAGAGCCGCUUGGAUGGCCGAUCAUGGUAUCAGGAACACCGUUCUCGCUUCGGUAGCUAAAUGUCACGCAUCCGAGAUCGCCAACAAGGCCGCUGCUGACGCCGUCCAAAUCUUCGGAGGCAACGGCUUCAACACCGAAUACCCCGUAGAAAAGCUGAUGAGGGACGCCAAGAUUUACCAGAUCUACGAAGGCACAUCACAAAUCCAGAGGCUUAUCAUCUCCAGGGAGAUCAUCACGAACGCCAUGCAGUCCAACUAAAUUAAUACAUCGAGAUAAAGUCGCGUAUAAAGGAUUUCCAUUAUGUUUUUUAUUUUUAAGUUAUGUAAUCAAUCAAUAUCAUAUCAAUAAAUUUGUAUUUAUUCUCCGAAAACACAUAUGAAUUAUUGUACGAUCGUGAUAUGCAAAAUACAGCUUUUAACUAAUAAAUGAAUGAUGUAUUUAUUACUUGCGCAUAAAAAAGUCAUUUUGAUAAUGUAAUUUUGGAUAACAGUAAAAGGAACCGUUGUACAAAACGCACUUAUUUUAUUAAAAAAUCAUCAAAAUCAAAGUA
Messenger RNA from Spodoptera exigua (beet armyworm), 1766 nucleotides. The record is from the annotation of a GenBank genome assembly. Lineage: Eukaryota; Metazoa; Arthropoda; Insecta; Lepidoptera; Noctuidae.